Messenger RNA from Trichobilharzia szidati, 6785 nucleotides. NCBI's taxonomy places the organism in Eukaryota, Metazoa, Platyhelminthes, Trematoda, Strigeidida, Schistosomatidae. The record is from the annotation of a GenBank genome assembly.
GUCAAUCAAGUCGAUUAUUUGACCCGGGUUUUUUCUUAACCGGUCAUGAAUUAAGUUCUUAAUUUUUUUUAUGAGUAAGUCUCGGACUAUAUUUUAUUUGUAAGGAUUUAUGGCAUCACAAUAUCCAGGUUCCAUGGUUUUUGGAAUUAGCUCCUGCCCUGUCAUUCCUUUGUUCUACGGCUUUGGUACUUGGUUCACUCCUUCUUCUUUACGAGUAAGAUGAAUAAAAGCAGACGUUCCACCAGUUGCCCGAGCUUCAUAUCACAAACCAGCAGAACUUUAAGACGCGAAGUUUCAAACAACAAGCGUCUCCUUAAGCGGAUUCAGAGACAUUACCACCGUAGAUUGCCAAGACUUUUAGGCAAGCCAAUAAAGCUCUGUGACUUGUUUGUGGCUGUGAUAUCCCGGGGAGGUUACAAAACAGUAUGUGAUCGUGGAUUGUGGUUGGAUGUGGCAAGAGAGCUCAACUUACCCUUGCAAUGUGCGAAUGCAAGUGUGGGUUUGCGGAGGAUCUAUUACCAAUUCUUGAGUCAUUUUGAAAUUAAAGAAUAUCCUGCUCUUUCUGAACAAUUUCUGGUACAGACACUUGUGGAGCCUGAUAUUGAACCGGAAAGUAUAUGCCUCCCUCUUUCUGCAGUCGAACGAAGUCUUGGAAUUGGUACAUCGCAUCAACAUGGUUACAUGACAUCUCACUCAGCAGGUGAUUUUUUUGACCGGUCAUACCGAUCUCGCUUCUUCCCUUUAACUCAGGAAUAUGGUCAAACUAAUAGAGAAUACUCUGUGCUCAGUCAAGACAAUGAUACUUCUGACUCCAAUCAUUCAGAUGAAUUCCCUGACUUAUAUGAACCAUCGCAACUGCGAUUGGUAGAAUCAGCUCUUUGUUCAGGUUUACCAAAUGAAAUAGAAGUUGCCUUGAACGCCUUGCUUGUCCUGUCGAUAACUCCAUCAUCUGGUUCGUCGACCAGUGUUCGACUAGCUCAUUGUACUAAUCUACUCUCCCUCCUAUUAGCCUCUGUUGGUAUAUAUAGUGAAGGUUUUGGAUCGUAUAUUUCCUGUGAUGAAACAUGGAGACGUCAAAGCCAGCUAGACUUUUUAAAGUUUUGGUACAAUGUUGUUCGUCAACCUUCUGGUCGUGUUUUUCUUCGCCCUGAUGUUUUCAUUAAUGCUGAAUAUACUUCCGAUGAGAUUGAUACAGAUGAAGAGAAAGCCUUGAAUGAACUUUUCGCUCCAUCUUCCAGUGAAUUCUAUAGAUCCCAUUGGUGUAUGGAAGGUUGUGAAGGUUCCCGUGUUCUACUGAUUGCUACAAUUCUUGUUAAUUUAGUCACUCCACCUCCUGUUGUCUACACAUCAUCUAUCGGUGAAGAUGAUGAUGAUGAACUUGAUUUUGGACCUAUUACACCGUGUAGUCUUUUUCCAAAUGGUAUACCUCUUGCAACUUGGCGGGAUAAUGCACGUGUUAUUGCCGCAAAUCCAAAUGCUCUUCGCUUUAUCUAUCUGUGUUGUUAUGCUCAGCAUUCAGGUUUAAAAUCUCUGGGUUUACAACUUCUGUCAAGUAUACGCUAUCCAUUAGAUCCACCUAGUGUACCACUUCCUCUGGAUUGUCCAAAUGAUUGGACACCGUUGAUUGAUAAUGGUUGUCGUCUUGGCCAGUUAACUUUAGCAUUUCUAACUCGAUGCAUUCUAGAGAGUAAUGAUCGCUGUGAUUUGAUCGCGGGUUUGAUGUUUCUGGCUAAUUUAACCAAAGUACGCGACAAAGGGAAUCUAUCUAGUCUUGUUGUUGGUCUACCUCAAACUGUUUGGCCACGGCUUGCUCAGUUGUUAUGCUUGCCAGAUUUAGCAAUUGUAUGUGCUACUUUAGAAGCUAUGCGCUGCCUGACAAACUUGGAUGCAACAACAUGUGUCACAUGUUGGGAGUCUUGUUGCUCAAAUCUGGAUUCAUUGGAUGGUGGAAACAUUCCUUUUAUUUUACUUCAACCUCUGCUAGCAUUGUUAACAUUGGAAGGUCAGGCUAUGGGAUCACAAUCCCUUCAUCGUAUUAGGCUGUUACCUCGUAAUCCACAAAUUCAAUCACAACCUCAACCCUCCCAUGCGCCGAAUUUUCGAAUACCCGUGCCCAGUCGUAUACCACCUCCUAGUGUAAAUGACCAUAAUCGGUAUCGAGAACCAUUACAUGCUAAUAGUGGACAAACAUUUAAGACGUAUAUCCUUCCAAAAUCCCCUUCUAAACUGCAUUCAAUCCCAUCCGAUUCUAAUUCUAUUAAUGAUCUUCGUAAUCCUGCUACUUCUUCCUUUCAUAGUUUAAAAUCUGAAUCCAGUACUCCACUGAAACCAUCCAUUAUUACACCAGUAGUAUCUUGUAUGCCACAACCGGUUUACAGACCUCAAAGUGGAAGUACUGCUUGCUCAGGUCUUAUAAAUUUACUCUCCUCAACAACACCAUCCUCUUCAUCAUCAUCAUCCUCAAACUUAAGUGUAUCAUCAACACCGGAUUCACCAACUUCCAAUUCUAUCAUCAACACAUCGCCUAAAACAAUGACACCAAGUUUGUCGGAGCUGACAGACAGGCUACAAAUGCCGCCACCGUCUUUACCGCCGCCAUCUGCGUUACGUCGGUCGGGAAAAUGGCCUCAACCACGAAAUAGCCUGCCUUCAUCUCCACCACCGCCUCUUCCACCUCCGCCUUCCUCGUCUUCUCAGCUGAUAAACAAAUCGAAAAUGCCGACUCCAAAUUCUCCUUGUCGGACUAAUUACUCAUCAGGGAAUAUGCCGGUGAUGACCGACCAUCGCAUAAGCAGCAGCUCGUCAUCACAGCUGUCAGUCACUUCAAGCAGUUCCAAGUCUCUGUGUUCUUCAGAAAAUUCAACACCUUCAGAGAAGGAGGAUAUAGAGCCUUCAUCAAUCCUCACAGAAAAACAUGUACAUAUAGAUAGUCCUGUAAAAUUACCGCCCAAUGAAAGUAUGAUUAAAGCAAACAGUUCACGAAAUUCCCCACCCCAUCUAAAGUCUAUUUCAAAUCAUGAGGAUUGUGAUAAUAAUAACAAUAAUAAGAAUUCAUCGAAUCCACCUUCUCCAUGUGUUGUUCCAGUUGUUGUCGACAGUGAAACCAAACCAAUACUUGUUAACGGUGAUGAAGGCAACAGUGUUGUUGUUGAUGAUAAAGAAUUAUUAAAUAGUCAUGCUGAUAUGGUUGUUAACAGUAAGCAUAAAAAUGGUCUACGCACUGGUAUCUUACAAGAGGCUGUUUUAGCUCUACAAGACAAGAAAAGCAUUAAACUGUCCACAACAGAACAAUCGAAAUCAGCUGAUCAUGAUGAUGAUGAUAAACAGCAUAUCAUCAAUGGUGUGCAUUAUACUGGAGAAACAAAAGCUGAGACACCGGAUUCCAAUAUUGUAAAUACUGCCGAAUUGGAUGGUGGGAAAUCAAAUCAUAUAGAUAACUGUGAGGGGCUGAUAGUGGUCACUGAGAAAAAGUUGGAUAAAAGCUCUUUAAGCAAUGGAUAUUUAACUGAUGACAUGCAUGUUUCAACAAAGAAUUGUAAUCCGUCUACCAAAGAUAUCAGUAGUAAUAAUAAUAUUGAUUUGAUUAAGAAUAACAACAAUAACAAUUCUGAUAAACUGGAGAAGAUAUCAAGCAUCAGUUUUCAAGCUAUGCAUCCUUCGAAUCGAUUUUUAAAACGUAGACGAAAAUGGGGUUCAAAGAGUCGGCUGUUUACACCGAAACGUCGACGAGAUCUUAUCAAUACUACCACUAAUAAUAACAAUAAUGGUAAUCUCACUGGGACAGUCGCUGCGCAUUGUAAUACAUCCGCAUCGUUAAAUGCACUAUUGAGGUUAAAUCCUGUACCAGGUUCUGUGCUCGAUCCUACUUGGAAGCCUAAUGAUGAUUCCUCAUCGAAUAAAACAGUCGUCAGCUGUGGUGGUAGUGGUGGUUGCGGUGAGGUGGUGACCACUACCACUACCACCAAUAAUCUAUCGGCUGAUUAUGAUUCUAAGAUUUCUACUACAAUAUCCACAGAAGUUAAAAAUCAAUUGAACUCAUGUGAAAAAAAUGAAUGUCGGACAAGUGAAUCACAAGUGGAGUGCGGUGUAGAUUCCAUCAAUCCCGUCAAUCAUCAUCAUCAUGAUCAGGGUGCUAAAAGUUCCGAAGGUCAGUCUACAACAACAGUCAACAUGGAAAAGCCAGUAUUGUACUUAUGCGAAUGGGAGUGUUGUACAGCGACAUUUGAACAAAAACACCUAGUUGCCCAACAUGUCUACUUAACACAUUUGCCUAACAAGGAGACUUGGAAAUCGGAUAGUUCACAUCAUGCUAAUCAUAAAUAUCCUGUUCAACUGGUUCGUCGGUGUUGUCGUUGGCGUGGUUGUCAGUCUGCAUCACUUGCUCGUGCACCAUACGCUUUAAUGACUCAUGUACUUGAUAUGCACUGUAGCCCUAAAGAAUUAGAAGCAAGACGAUCAACCAAUAGUGAGCAUAAAAAGAUAACUGAUACACAAAGAGAACACUGUUAUGAUGUCAAUCCGUCAUCAUCAUCAACAGCAGGAGUAGAUCUAAUACACUCGGAAUAUCCAUAUGUUGGUGAUCGUUCAGCCUGGGCAAUUAUACGUUCUAUUGAAGCCAAAAGUACACAAAAUGAUUUAUGGGCUGCUCAACAUCAUUUCUUUCUUACAAAUCCACAUUGUCAAUCCAAUAUGCCAAUAAAUCAUCCAUUUAUACAUAAUAAUCCACCACGUGAAGGACCAGUAACAAAACAUCUUCGUGUAACUUCUGCUCUAAUUUUAAGAAAUUUAGUAUUACAUAUUGAAGAAGCUAGACAAUGGUUACUGAAAGAGUCACAACUUUUAUCCGAAAUAGCAUUUGGUUGUACACCUAGUGAGACAGGUUUAAGAACAAACAAUGCAGGGCAUAUUAUCGCUCAAUGUCUAUCAAUAUGUACAUUAAAGAAGAAGAAGAAUAAGAAUAAGCAGAAUACGCCUAGUCCACCUAUUGUCAAUUCAUUUAUCAUGAAAGAAUCCAUGCAUCAAAACAUUCCUUCAACGUCUUUACAACCUCAUUCUCCUUCUGCCGCCUCCUCCUCUACUUCUUCUUCCUCCUCAAGGAUUCAGUCAGUUGAAUUCACCAGUCACCGUCACCAUCGCCGCCAAUAUGUUGACAGUACUGUCGACUUGGAUUCGGAUGUUUUUUGUAAUUAGUAAUCGAAACAAACAAAGAAACAAACGAACAAAAACGGUAAUUCUUUCUAUACACAAAUCUAUCUAUCCAUCUAUCCAUCUAUGCAUAUAUAUAUAUUGUUUGUGUUGUUGUUCUAUCUUGUUGUUGCUGUUAAUUUCUUUCUCACUGCCUUUCCAUGUCGUUUCUAAUUUCACAAAAAAUUUUUCAGGUUUAUUGCACACCGCCACUUACACACCUCCUUUUCUCAUUCUCUGUAGAUAAAAAAAAUGCUAAUUACUAUUAUUAUUAUUAUUAAUAGUGAUAAUUUUUAAUUUGUCAACUGCUUCAGGUGUGUACUUGCUAAUGCUGUUUAUAUUUAUAUUUAUACAUAGUUUAUUCUGAGUUUAUUGUACAGUUUAUAUUACAUACAUACUUACAUAUACUUACUUAUAUUGUGUUGAAAGCGCGUAUAGCAUAGCCAGUUAAGCUAUCUAUCUAUCUACCUAGCUAGCUAGCGAGCUAGCUGUGUAUUCUCUUGUCUUCUCUUCUUCUUCUUCUUCUUCUCUGCUUCCACACUUCGAUGUAACUGCGCGCGCGCAUGUGUUUGUGCGUAUGCGUGCGUUUACACUUUCUGGUUGUUGAGUACUAACUUCACUUCCCUCACUUGUUACUAUUUCACCUCCUUUUGUAUUCACCAGACACAUACACACGCCCACUGUGUUUGUUGAUGAAUGCCAAAGAUUGUGGGCGUGUGUGUGUGUGUGUCUGCGUCUGUACACGUGUUUCCGUCUGUGUGUUUAUAUAUUCUCCUUGUUGUAUUUCCCCUGGAAUUUCACAAGACCACUACUACUACUUCUUUGUGCAGCUCACCUCAGUCAAUGAUUGACUAACUGACUGAUCGAUUGUCAAGCACGCGACCGACCCCCAAAUUGAUCUAUCUUACCACUACUUACUGUCAACGCUAUUAGUAAUAUUUCUUUUCUUCUUUCUAUCCUUAUUGUUAUUACCAUUGUUAAUAUCGUUAUGGCUAAUAUUGUUAUUAUUAUUAUUAUUGUUUUUUUAUUGAGAAAUGUGUUCUUCUUCUGUGAGUAGUUGGUUGUUAGCCUUCCCGAGAAGAAAAAGAGAUUUAAGCGAUGAGUAGUAGUCCUAAUGUUAGCUCAGUGAAGUGGCCCCACUGUCUCUCUUUCUAUCUCUCUCUCUCAGUCUGUCUGUCUCUGCAGAAGCAUAUUGCAUAUUUAUAUAACAUGUGUAUAUGGAUGGAUGUAUAUGUGUGUUACAGCUUUCAAUAUGAAGCCAUCUCGUUAGUAAUAUAUAUAUAUAUAUAUAUAUAUAUAUAUAUAUCUCGUUCCAGUAAGUGGUGAUGAUGAUAACAUUAGUAGCCAUCAUUAGCAUUAGCAGUUAUACAAGUUAGUAUUCAGCACUACUUCUAAACUGCUAACCUUUUUGUCUGCUCAGCUCUUUCUCUCUCUUACACACAGACAGAGGUGGUGGUGGUGGUAUGUGUCCGUGCCAACUUCCCCACCCUCUCCCCUGUAGUGUUUGUGUAAUUCUCUUACUUUCUUUUUUGUACAGUUUCCUAUAUUAUAUAUAUAUAUAUAUAUAUAUAUAUAUAUAUAUAUAUCAUAUCCAUAUAUAU